AUGUUUUCUGCCAGGAAAAGUUCAGUUGGAUGGCUAGUGUCGUCACUAGCCGUGUUUUAUGUGCUUUUGGCCGUUAUAAUGCCAAUUGCCCUAACGGGCUCUCAGUCCUCGCGAGUUGUAGCUCGUGCUGCUGAAGAUCACGAAGAUUAUGGUACCGUUAUUGGUAUCGAUUUGGGUACCACAUAUUCUUGUGUUGCUGUGAUGAAAAAUGGUAAAACUGAAAUCCUAGCCAAUGAGCAAGGUAACAGAAUUACUCCAUCUUACGUUUCAUUCACUGACGAUGAAAGAUUGAUCGGUGAUGCUGCUAAGAACCAAGCUGCAUCUAAUCCAAAGAACACCAUUUUUGAUAUCAAGAGAUUGAUUGGUCUACAAUACAACGAUCCAACGGUUCAAAGAGAUAUCAAGCAUUUGCCAUAUACUGUGGUUAACAAGGGCAAUAAGCCAUAUGUUGAAGUUACUGUGAAGGGUGAAAAGAAAGAAUUCACUCCAGAAGAAGUCUCUGGUAUGAUUUUGGGUAAGAUGAAGCAAAUCGCUGAAGACUACUUGGGUAAGAAAGUUACUCAUGCGGUUGUCACUGUACCUGCUUACUUUAACGAUGCUCAAAGACAAGCCACUAAGGACGCAGGUGCCAUUGCUGGUUUGAACAUUUUGAGAAUCGUUAACGAACCUACCGCUGCAGCCAUUGCUUAUGGUUUAGAUAAGACAGAAGACGAACACCAAAUUAUUGUCUAUGAUUUGGGUGGUGGUACCUUCGAUGUAUCUUUGUUGUCUAUUGAAAAUGGUGUCUUUGAAGUUCAAGCUACCGCUGGUGACACUCAUUUAGGUGGUGAAGAUUUCGACUACAAAUUAGUCCGUCACUUUGCUCAGCUGUUCCAAAAGAAGCAUGACUUGGACGUCACCAAGAAUGAUAAAGCCAUGGCUAAGUUAAAAAGAGAAGCUGAAAAAGCCAAGCGUUCUUUGUCUAGUCAAACUUCUACCCGUAUUGAAAUAGACUCUUUCUUCAACGGUAUUGAUUUCUCUGAAACAUUGACUAGGGCUAAAUUCGAAGAAUUAAACUUGGCUCUAUUCAAGAAGACUUUGAAGCCAGUAGAAAAGGUUUUGAAGGAUUCUGGUCUACAAAAGGAAGAUAUCGAUGACAUCGUCUUAGUCGGUGGUUCUACAAGAAUUCCAAAGGUUCAACAACUAUUGGAGAAGUUCUUUAACGGUAAGAAGGCUUCCAAGGGUAUCAACCCAGAUGAAGCCGUUGCAUACGGUGCUGCUGUACAAGCUGGUGUUUUAUCUGGUGAAGAAGGUGUCGAAGAUAUCGUCUUGUUAGACGUUAAUGCCUUGACUUUGGGUAUUGAAACCACUGGUGGUGUCAUGACUCCAUUGAUCAAGAGAAACACUGCAAUUCCAACCAAAAAAUCUCAAAUUUUCUCUACUGCAGUUGACAACCAAAAGGCUGUUAGAAUUCAAGUUUACGAAGGUGAAAGAGCUAUGGUUAAGGAUAACAACUUAUUGGGUAAUUUCGAGCUAAGUGAUAUUAGAGCAGCCCCAAGAGGUGUUCCACAAAUUGAGGUCACAUUUGCUUUGGAUGCUAAUGGUAUCCUAACCGUUUCUGCCACCGAUAAAGACACUGGUAAGUCCGAAUCUAUUACCAUUGCCAAUGACAAGGGUAGAUUGUCUCAGGAUGAUAUCGACAGAAUGGUCGAAGAAGCUGAAAAGUAUGCAGCUGAAGAUGCCAAAUUCAAGGCUAAGAGCGAAGCUCGUUAA
Molecule: messenger RNA, 1752 nt
Organism: Kluyveromyces lactis
Lineage: Eukaryota; Fungi; Ascomycota; Saccharomycetes; Saccharomycetales; Saccharomycetaceae
Gene: KAR2
Product: Hsp70 family ATPase KAR2
Exons: 1
Coding region: 1-1752 (583 amino acids)
Biological process (GO): protein refolding; endoplasmic reticulum unfolded protein response; cellular response to unfolded protein
Cellular component (GO): endoplasmic reticulum chaperone complex; membrane; nucleus
Molecular function (GO): misfolded protein binding; heat shock protein binding; ATP binding
Source: RefSeq, a predicted model, not a curated record